Messenger RNA from Penaeus monodon (black tiger shrimp), 876 nucleotides. RefSeq lists its product as uncharacterized. NCBI's taxonomy places the organism in Eukaryota, Metazoa, Arthropoda, Malacostraca, Decapoda, Penaeidae. The record is from RefSeq and is a predicted model, not a curated record.
GCUGAUACCCAGUCAACAGAUGGACAAACCUUAGAUUCUAUCCAUGAAGAAAUGCCAGGGACAGUGACAUCAGAAUCAUUUUCACAGAGGAGGGAAAGUGUAAAACGCAGGGAGAUUGAAGUCUCAUCCAUAUCAGUUAAAGGUUCCUUCUCUGUGCCUAGUAUGUGUGUUGAGCUGCGUGGAGAUGUAGGUGAGAAGGAAAAACCACUUGUCAAUUUACUUCUUGAAGAGAUAAAAGCCUCCUAUGAGUCUUGUGAAGCAUACAAGACACGAACGCAGGUUACCCUUCGCUCACUGAUGAUGGAGGACCUGCAGCAGCUGGACACAAAUUCACAGCACAGGUUCCUCAUGAAGUCGGACACGCUACCACUGCAGUCGCCAGAUGGCCCGGCUCCUUACGGGAUGCAUCUGCAUCCAGGCCACCAUCCCCACAUGCAUUUCCUGAAGGAGCACCAUGUUCCUGAAUUCAUAUCAACCUCCUGUCCUGAGCACUACCCUCACCAGCCAGUCUGCUUCACCUCAUCCUCAUUACCUGACAAGCUGAAGAUGGAAAAGCCAUUUUUCAAGGCAGCUCAAAAACCUGUACCAAGGAGGCAUUUGGAAAGUGUGUCAUCACAGAGCCCAAGAACAAGCAUCAAGCCCGGGGGCAAGGCAACCAUGAGCCCCAGUACCCCCCCACCUUCACCCACCCCAGGUGAGGGGGAGGAGGAGACCCUUAGGCCGGACACCACACUUGUCACCAUCACCAUCUCUACUAUUGACAAAAAGUGCCCUGAGUUCCACAGCAAAUAUGAUGGUAUUUCAACAGUCACUGAACACUGUCCAUCCAACAUCCCUUCUUGGGUUAUGGUGUUAGAUUUCUUCAGCAGUUACUGA